AUGUCGUUGCAGGUCUCAGUCACGUUCAAGGAUGUGGCUGUAAGAUUCAAUCAGAAGGAGUGGGAGCAGCUGGGCCCAGCUCAGAGGGCCCUCUACAGAGAUGUGAUGCUGGAGACCUAUAGGAACCUGCUGUCUAGCACAUAUCUUAUUGCACACAAGAGGGCUCAUACUGGAGAAAAACCUUAUGAGUGUCACCAAUGUGGAAAACACUUCAGCUACCAGUCCUCUCUCGUUAGGCAUCGUAAAUUUCACACUGGAGAGAAACCUUAUGAAUGCUUAGAAUGUGGGAAAUCCUACUUUGAGAAAUCACACCUCAUUGUCCAUCAGAGAAUCCAUACAGGAGAAAAACCAUACGAAUGCAAUCAAUGUGGGAAAGCUUUCAUUUCAAUAUCAGUUUUUGUACAACAUGUCAGAACUCAUACUGGUGAGAAGCCCUAUGAAUGUAAUAAAUGUGGGAAAAGGUUCACCACCAGUUCGGAACUUACUAUACAUCAGAGACGUCAUACUGGGGAAAAGCCCUAUGAAUGUUCUGAAUGUGGCAAAGCCUUCACUAGCAGCUCCUGUCUUAGGCUCCAUGGGAGAACCCACACAGGAGAGAAGCCUUACCAGUGUGGUCAGUGCGGGAAGUCCUUCUCCCAGAAUGGACAGCUCACUGCACACUGGAGAACACAUGCUCAGGAGCGAAGCCUUUAA
Molecule: messenger RNA, 693 nt
Organism: Orycteropus afer afer
Lineage: Eukaryota; Metazoa; Chordata; Mammalia; Tubulidentata; Orycteropodidae
Source: RefSeq, a predicted model, not a curated record